Molecule: messenger RNA, 1126 nt
Organism: Paramecium octaurelia
Lineage: Eukaryota; Ciliophora; Oligohymenophorea; Peniculida; Parameciidae
Source: the annotation of a GenBank genome assembly
AUGCAAUCAGAUCCUUACAAUUGGCCUUUUCCAAAUCGAAAUGAUCUAAUGAAUUUAUCCACUAUAAGUAUAAAUCAAUGAAUAAGUGAGAAAAUUAAAAAAGAGAGUUUAUUUAUGAUAAUCGAGCACAAUCUACUAUGUCUAUUGAAGGUAUUGAUGGCGCUGCUCCCAAAUUAAAGCCUUAUCAAUAUAUCAAUAAAGAGUAAUUUUGUAAUAGAGAUGAUGAUAUUCCUGGAACCAAAUCUAGACCUUAAAUAAGAUAUACCAACAGGUCAGAUAACCAAUUGAUGAUUGAUGAUAUUAAGGGGACUCGCCCACAAAUCUGUAAAUUUUAGACCAAUCGAUAACCAAUUAAUCCACUCGAACCAACUUAUAAAAUUCCUUCCUUUGAAUAGGCAGAACCUUAUCAAACCAAAUUUAUCAGAGACAGCUAUAAUGUCAAUGACAUUGAAGGAGCUUAACCAUCAAUGAAUAAUCCAAGACUAAAAAAGCAACCCAUUCCUUUGCCCGAGAUCGAAGGUUCACAUUCAAAAUAAUUACAUGUUUAAAAAGGUAAAACCGUAUAUCCUAAACCAUAUCAGUAGAUGGAAUUAGUAAUCUCCAAGUCAAGGAUAUCAAUAAUGAUAUGCUCCAUAAAUACAUCAGAAAUACAAACCCUAUUGAACCAGUCUAUUCUCACAGAGAUGAAGAUGGGUAUUAAGAAUUCUUAAUUUAGCAAGAAAAUUGAAAUCGGUUUUGUUGAGGGCAGUAAAAGUAAAUAGUUGCAUCCAAUAACCAUCAAUAAAUUUGCAUCUUCCAUUUUGACUACCUAAGACAUUAUUGGUGCACAAGCAGGUUCUCAUUCUUAACAUUUCUUGAGAACCAAUGAUAGAAAGGAUUAUCGACAGAUUAAUAAUGUCUAAGACAUUGAAGGAGUACAAGCUGGAUCACUCAAAAAAGGAAUUGUAAGUAAAAGAUAUACAAAUCCCUUGAUGCCAGCCUAUCAAAUGCCAGGAAAUGCUGAAUUAUAGUAAGAUCAUAUUAUAACUUAAGCUCCACCUAACAAAAAAGCGUGUUCUCGAAGAAUGCCAGUAAUUAAAUGUUUACCAAUGCUUAAAAAAUGGAUCAAUUUUUAGCUCAAGGUUGA